Messenger RNA from Centropristis striata (black sea bass), 1682 nucleotides. RefSeq names its product low density lipoprotein receptor adapter protein 1. The record is from RefSeq and is a predicted model, not a curated record. The coding region runs from base 140 to 1024 and encodes 294 amino acids. The transcript is spliced from 9 exons. Lineage: Eukaryota; Metazoa; Chordata; Actinopteri; Perciformes; Serranidae.
AACUUAUAUCUCUGUUCGCUUUUUCUCCUGUUUGGCGCAUCCUCCCUCCGUCGAGCCCAGCCCGCUGUAUUUAUUUACCUCCCUGUGGUGCGGAGACUGGGGAAUCACCUGCCGGAGAGGAGAGCCGACACACCUCGGGAUGGAUGCCCUGAAAUCCGCCGGCAGAGCGAUUAUCAAGAGCCCCGGAGUUCCGCGGCACACAUGGGGAACUUCAAAGCACGAAAAGCUGCCAGAGAACUGGACGGACACCAAGGAGACUCUGCUGGAGGGGAUGGUGUUCAAUGUGAAGUACCUGGGUAUGACUCUGGUGGGCCAGCCCAAAGGAGAGGACAUGGCCUCGGCUGCCAUUCGCAGAAUCGUUGCCACGGCCAGAGCCAGCGCUAAGAAGUUUCGGAAAGUUACACUGACGGUCUCACCUAAAGGCAUCAUCAUGACGGACACGGAGACUACAGACCUCAUAGAAAAUGUCUCCAUAUACAGAAUCUCGUACUGCACAGCAGAUAAAACUCAGGAUAAGGUCUUCGCAUACGUCUCCCAGAGUCAGUUCAAUGAGACCCUGGAGUGCCAUGCAUUUCUCUGCCAAAAAAAGAAGAUUGCUCAGGCUGUGACAUUAACGGUUGCCCAGGCCUUUAAAGUAGCCCUUGAUCUGUGGGAGAUUGCUCAGGAAGACAAAAGCAAGAAGGCCAGGACCUGCUGUUCAUGUGCAGCAAGCAAAGGACAGACGGAGACAUCAGUCAGUCAGUGUGUUCCAGCAGAUCCCGAGGCACACAAGCCUGUUGGGAUGGAGGAGAAGCUCCGGAGGCCCUUCUUCUCUGCUUCACUCAGCUCGCCCUCGCCUCGUAGCAACCCUCUUCGAAGGCGACCAAUCAAACACGACUCCUGGGACGUGGAGGAUGGACUGGAUGAUCCGUUCUCAAGACUGGCCGAGUCCCGCUCCGAACCCGUCUCUGACAAUGCAGCUCUGAGUCUCCGGGAGGUCUCUGACGAGAAUCUGUUGUUUAUCUGCAACAAUGAGUCUGAAUAACACACACCGGCAAUAGCUGCCCAACUUGCGGAGCCACAGAAAUUAGACGGAAAUCAUCCCCCUCAGGCCCCAGGACCAACAACAAACGGCAUACAUCACUUGAAAAGACAGCGAAACAGAUCACACUUCCCAGUGCACAACCUGAAUCAGAAAAGGUUUGUUUGAUUUUUUUUUUCGUGGCUGCUGCAGAGAAACCAGAAUGGAUACCCUGAUAUUAUAAACUGCUAUUUCCGACUGACAGUCAACAAAGCUCCCUCAGUGUAAACAGCCAUCUUCAACCGUUUCCUGCCACAUUCAAACUCUCACAAACUGCCAGAUGAAAGUCGGAGCACACGUUGUGCAACACAGCACUGCAAGACAUUUCUACAAAGGAUUCAUAUGAUAUUCUGUUGAAGAUUUUUGGAGCAUCCAGAAGUCCAGAUAUGUGUGUACAUAGAAGGCUGUUGUCUCUGUCUAACAAUGUGAAAUCUCUCUGAUCUUCUCGUCUGCUCAUCGGAGAAACAGCUGCCGGUCUCAGCAGUCACUGGAGGCGGUCCAGUGUUGGAGUUCACCAGCCAAGCUGCUACAAAUCUUCAGUCGUGAUAUUUGAUGAAUUAUGCAUUCAUCACUCAGCUUGUUGGUUUCAUUCAAGCAGUUUUUUUUAAAGAAUUAAGCAGCA